AUGCCAAUCCUACCCGUCAGCAUUUUUGGAGUUCAUUUUUUUUCUUUUUCUCUUUCUUUCAUUUUUUUUUCUUUUUCUUUCUUUCAUUUUUUUGCUUUCUUUCUUAUUCUUUCUCUCUUCCUUUCAUACUUCUCUAUCCUUUUUUCUUUCUUUAUUUUUCUUUUUAUCUUUUUCGUUCUCUCUCUCUCUCUCUCUCUCUCUCUCUCUCUCUCUCUCUCUCUCUCUUCUUACUUUCUCUCUUUCUUCUUCUUUCCUUAUUUUUCUUUCUUUCUCUCUUUUUCGUUCGUUCUUUCUCUCUUUCUAUUUUUCUCUUCUUUCUUUCUCUCUUUAUUUUUAUUUCUUUUUGUUUCUUUCUUUCACGAUUCUUUUUCUUUCUAUAUUUUCUUUCUUUGUCUUUCUUUCUCACUUUCUCUGUUUUCUUUCUGUCUCUCUUUAUUUUUCUUUCUCUCUCUUUCUUUUUAUUUUUUUCGUUCUUUUUCUUUCCUUUUCUUUCUCUCUCUCUCUUUUUCUUUAUUUCUCACUUUCUCUCUUUUUCUUUCUUUCUUUAUUUCUCCCUUUCUUUUUUCUUAUUUCUUUAUUUUUCUUUCUUUUUGUUUCUUUCUUUCUCGCUUUCUUUUUCUUUGUAUCCUUUUUCUUUCUCUCUUUCUUUUUAUACUUUCUUUUCUCUCUCUCUCUCUCUCUCUUUCUUUUUAUUAUUUUCUUCAUUCUCUCUUUUGCUUUCUCUCUUUUACUUUUUCUUUCUCCUUUUUUUCUUUUUCUUUUUUUAUUUCGCUCUUAAUUUUUCUUUCAUUUUGUCUCUUUCCCGCUUCUUUUGCUUUAUAUCUUUUUCUUUCUUUCUCUCUUUUUCUUUCUUUCUCUCUUUCUUUCUUUUUCUUUCUUUCUUUCCUUUUCUUUUGUUUUAUUUGUUUCUUUCUUUGUCUCUUUUUCUUUCUUUCCUUUUCUUUUGUUUUAUUUGUUUCUUUUUUGUCUCUUUUUUCUUUUCUUUCUUUCCUUUUCUUUCGUUUUUUAUUUUGUUUCUUUCUUUCUUUCUUUCUUUCACUGUGCAACACUGAUGCGUGCAUGUCUGUGUGUCCUUACAAUUUAUGCUAA
Messenger RNA from Acanthosepion pharaonis, 1089 nucleotides. The record is from the annotation of a GenBank genome assembly. NCBI's taxonomy places the organism in Eukaryota, Metazoa, Mollusca, Cephalopoda, Sepiida, Sepiidae.